AUAAACUAUACUAAUCUCUGUCUGCAUUCUCCCCUCGUAUUAAAACACACCACCAAAUCCACAACUUCUCUUCCUUCAUUUCUUGUUCUCAUCAAUCAAUCAAUCUCUUUCUCUCUCUCUCUCUCUCUCACACACACACACACACACACACAAAGACUAUUGGUAUCAUCGCAUCAUCAUCAUCCCAGUUGAAUCAGUGUACUUGCUUGCUUGGCCAUGACCAGAAGAUUCAACAACCACCACAAGUUUGUCAGCGAGCUGGGAGACUCUGAGAAUUCGCCUGAAAACAGCGCUGGAGAGUCGCCGCGCUCCGCCGUGUCUGUUGAUGCCAAGAUCGCCUCUACUUCCUCUUCCAAAAGAAGUAGUAGUAGUAGUAGGCGAGCAAUACAGAAGAGAGUGGUGUCAGUGCCAAUCAAAGACGUACAAGGAUUCAGGCUGAAAGGUGAAUAUCAUAUCACUGCUCCACCUUCUGAUUCCUGGGCCUGGAGAAAAUACGGUCAAAAGCCCAUCAAAGGUUCCCCCUAUCCAAGAGGAUAUUACAGAUGCAGUAGCUCAAAGGGAUGUCCAGCAAGAAAACAAGUGGAGAGGAGUAAACUGGACCCUAACAUGUUAGUGGUCACAUAUUCUUGUGAACACAACCACCCUUGGCCAGCAUCCAGGAACAACCACCACCAUACAGCCUCCGCUUCAGCGGCCGCAGCAGCCUCCACCACAACCGUCACGACUUCAGAAGAGGAAGAGGAAGAGGAAGAAGAGGAGGAGGAGGAAGAGAAAAAACCUAUCAUCACGAGUAAUACAACAAAUCAGUCUCAUCAUCAGGAACUCGUUCCAGAUUAUAAUAAAUUCAAUAAUCUUUGUGAAGUGCCCUUAAUUCAUGCUAGUGAAUUUGGAUGGUUCACUGAUUUUGAGUGCGCGGCUAAUUGCACCAUGCUGGAGAGUCCGAUCUUAACAGAGGACAGAAUCACUACAGAUAAUGAAAUGGCCAUGAUUUUCACAAUGCGGGAAGAAGAUGAGUCGCUUUUCGCCGAUCUUGGUGAGCUGCCGGAGUGUUCAACCGUAUUCCGCCGGGGGAUGGCGCAAAGAGAGGCGGAGCAACGACGGCCAGGCUUGGCGACCACCAGUUGAGUCGAUACCAUGUGCCUGCCCCACCAUUUGUCUUCUCAUAUGAACAGAUUAUUUUGGUUUCAUGAUGAGCAUCGUAAGGUAGAAGAUAACCUAGUUUUUUUCUUUUAAGAAAAGGUCUGCACAUUUUUUAUGUAAUUUGAAUUAUCAUCAGUGUAGCAGUUAGGGAAUAAAUUAAAAAUGUUUGAUUGGGGGGUUGAUGUCAUAA
Messenger RNA from Sesamum indicum (sesame), 1330 nucleotides. RefSeq names its product WRKY DNA-binding protein 65 (gene WRKY65). Lineage: Eukaryota; Viridiplantae; Streptophyta; Magnoliopsida; Lamiales; Pedaliaceae. Gene Ontology annotation, biological process: regulation of DNA-templated transcription. Gene Ontology annotation, cellular component: nucleus. Gene Ontology annotation, molecular function: DNA-binding transcription factor activity; transcription cis-regulatory region binding. The record is from RefSeq and is a predicted model, not a curated record.